Molecule: messenger RNA, 2285 nt
Organism: Daldinia vernicosa
Lineage: Eukaryota; Fungi; Ascomycota; Sordariomycetes; Xylariales; Hypoxylaceae
Exons: 5
Coding region: 6-2285 (759 amino acids)
Source: RefSeq, a predicted model, not a curated record
GUUAUAUGUAUUAUUUUAUGAUGCGUUUACUUUAUAACCUAUUAUGGCUAUCCAUCCAUUAUUUACAUUUGGCCAACGGCCAACUAGAUAUUCGCAACUCGUCAACCGACCUCGUUCCUAUCUAUCAACCUUACUUAUCGAGCCUCAGACAGAACCCUGCAUUAUUUAACCCUGCUCUUGGUGGACAGGACUGGGGGAUGUGUUGCAACUUGGUUGUUAACGAAAGCCUUGUUAUCGAAAACGACACACUCUAUAUCCGGCCUGGGCAAAGCUUUUUCACGGGCACAAUAAAUGAUCUUGAAGAGUUUCCUACCAGGUUUCCUUGCGGCGCAAAAUAUAAUGGAACUUUAUCGGCGCCUCACCAACAAUUUUGGAUGCCUUACUCGUGGUGUUACAACCAUUGCCCUGGAUGGCCUGUUACAAAGGCGAGCGAUCUCGGAAAAUGGCUGAAACCCCUGAUUGCGUUCAUACUACCGUCACUCAUUUUUUGCCUUAACGUUCCUCGUCGUCGCCGCCUUGACCUACCGACCGGUUUAUUCUCUGGUGGAUCUAUCGAUAUAUCAAGUAUCCCUCUAUUUAUUCUUAAAGUCCCUCUUGCUUCAUUCAUCGUCACUAUAGACAUCAUUAUUUGGACAUGUGUAGUGUUUUCAGUGGCUAGUCCAAUGAUCACAUCGGGUAUUUACGAGGCGCUCCUUGAUGCUAGAGUCUUGUCGUAUCUAGAAAGUCGAAGCAAAGAAAACUCUCUUUCCGCUAAGGAGAAAGCUCAUACUCUCCUUUCUAUCUUGAUAGGCAACCUUGAUAUUCAAGCUUGGCACUCAAGUAGCCUGUUCGUACACAAUAUUCCUGGGGGCGUCUUUCGAAGAAGACCCGGUUCUCAGCCUACGAAAACAACUAUCGAAUCGGGGAAAGGGGUUCCACGCCCACUAGACCCAAUCACGCCAAGCCACUCCCAUGAUGCCAGUACUUCGAAUAUGCCAACAAAAUUCCCCCCAAUAGGGAGAUUUAAGCAGUCAUCGUAUAGUGUUCAGCAGCGUCGGAGUAUUGUUGCUACCAAAUGGCGGUUGUCAGCUAUGUUGGACUCGCAAAUUAGCUUUGGCACUUCAGUCGGCGCACCAGUCCUUUUCUACAUUGCAUCUUUCAUCUGGUCGGUUUACGAAGUUCGCGAAGAACUAGGCUCCUAUGUUACGGCGCAUCAAUUGGCUGCUGGGAUGUUCUGGAUGACGAUACCCCAUGUCGCUCUUGUUAGCUGCCUUCUCCUUGCCGGCAACAACCCGAAUAUAUGGCAAAAUGCUGUUGCUGAAUUCCUACUUGCUUCCAACCCCUUAACCUCUAUAGAUUCCUUAAGAUUGAUAGACACCGAUCUGGAGUCUGAUCCCGGCGGGGCUCGAAAUCUUCAUAGCGCAGAGUUUACUUCGGAGGAUCCAAAAGCGAUUAGAUAUACCAGAUCAAUUAUAUCUAGAUUGGUGAAUCGUAUCUUUGGCUUGGCUUACGAGGAGUCCAGAUUCAAGCCAGCGUGGAUGUGGAAUAGGGGGUCCAAUAAGGCCAUGUGGAUUGCGAAGCUCGGCGAUGAAUAUCCGCGUCUCAGGGGAAUGCGGGAAGAAGUCCUAGACAGAAACUUCAAAAAAGACCUCUGGACCUCGGCCUUUUAUGGAUUUACCCUUUACUUCGUACCGACAUCCUUCAGCGUACUAGUCAGCUAUACUACUCCUCGGCCUGGAUUUGGCUGCCGUUCCCUUCUCGUCUUUGCCUACGGCAUAUCUCAACUGAUCCUCCAGCUUCUAUGGUUGCUACGGUGGUAUUUCUCUAAACAUGGCACGCGCGGCAAUUCUAAUAAUACAUGGUGUACGGCAGCAAAGUUAACAUCGAUCUACCUAUGGUACUUGAUGUUUUUAUUCGCGAUCUUUAUUGGGACUUUCACUAGUAUUGGUGGGACGAUAUUUGUACUUACGAAUGUCUUAACUAAUUGCUUCUGUGCGAUUCCGGCUAAGUACUGGCGAGACCGUUGGACAAAUCCUGAUGCGCUUAUAUUUGUUGAUGACUCUACGUGGGAACAGUUAUACUACGCCGAGAAGUGGUGGUUUCCAGCUGGUGUCGUUGGCGUUAUUUUCAUGACAAUUGUUGCUUACAUCGGAUGGUGGUAUCAGCGGAGUCUGCGCCAGCGCUAUUGUGACUUGGUAAGCAAGAUCGACCACGUUAAUGAGGUCGAAUAUGAAGACGAAGAAGUAUACGAUACCGACGUCGAUCGUGUGAGGGGGAAUUCCACUGAUAGGAUCCAUAAUACUUAA